GGCCCUUGGGAUGUCUGCGGGCCAGGCCAGUCGCGCUCUUUCUGGGAGGAAACAGCCACUCGCUAUCCACCUCCACCUACAACACUUGCCGCGUAGCAUCUUAUCCCCACGUGCCUACCACCUGCUCGAUGCAAUUCGCCACACGCCCACCAACCUCCCCGAUGGCAACCACGGCGGCCACCGCUACCUUCGUGGCGUCCCCCUCCACCUCCUCGUUCUCCCUCCUCCCUCGCCGUCGCUUCCUCCCUCCCUCUUCCCCGGCCGCCCGCCGCUGCGCGCCGCCGCGGUGCCGCGCGCGCCUCCGCAUCGCACGCCAGGUGGCCGUCGGCAGCGGCGUGUCCGCGUCCCCGGACGUGGCCGCCGAGGAGGCCGCGGCCGCGCCCAAGGUCGGGAAGCGCGUGCGCGUCACGGCGCCCGUCUGCGUCCACCACGUCUCCAAGGCGCCGGGCCUGGAGCUGCGCGGCAUGGAGGGCGUCGUCAAACAGUACGUCGGCGUGUGGAAGGGCAAGCGCAUCACGGCCAAUCUCCCCUUCAAGGUGGAGUUCGAGCUCAAGCUGGAUGGCCAGGACAAGCCGGUCCGGUUCUUCGCCCACCUCCGCGAGGAAGAGUUCGAGAUCAUCGGAGACAAAUAGAGAUCUCAGUUACAGAAUAAUUCGCUCUUGGCGUCCUCUGUAGCAUCUGUAUAUUAUCUUGUCAGUGUUAAUGGAGGAGGUUGAAGAGGUUGCGAGGAGAUGGCAAGUAACUUAGUAUGGAUGAUAACGAGUGUGACAGACAUGAUAGAACCAAGUUUAUUGAAGGCGAAGAUGGAGGCCUACAUCCAUGCACAGGGCUUUGCAAUUUGGAAAAAUGUCUACAAGCCAUAUGUGGUUCUGGAGAAUAAUGAAGUGACGAUAUAGAACAUGCCAGCUGUCGAGGCAAAUAGAAAGGCAAGUAACUUGAUCAUCCAAGACUUGGGAAGGAGCAACUUCGAUUAAGUGAUAUAUCUCAAAUUAGCAUAUGAUGUAUGAAAAGCACUAUAUGAUUACCAUGAAGGUUCAUCCACCAUUAAAUAGGUGCGUCAAG
Phragmites australis (common reed) is the source of this 1062-nucleotide messenger RNA. Its product is annotated as ferredoxin-thioredoxin reductase, variable chain-like. The transcript has 3 exons. The record is from RefSeq and is a predicted model, not a curated record. Bases 129 to 632 code for a protein of 167 amino acids. Gene Ontology annotation, biological process: photosynthesis. Lineage: Eukaryota; Viridiplantae; Streptophyta; Magnoliopsida; Poales; Poaceae.